UAUGCGGAUUUUUUGUUAGUAUUUUCUCUCUGUUGGGCUUGCUUCAUUUUGCUAUUUAAAUUUACAGCAUUUGUAGGCUUUUAAUGGUUGACACAGCAUUAGUCACACAAGACAAAAAGAAAGAAAGAAAGAAGAAAGAAAGGAAGGAAAAAUACCAAAAUCUCUUCUAGCUUUUACAGAAAUGUGCAGCAACACCAGCCUUAGUCUCAGUGGUGGUGGCUUUUUUGAUAAGAGUGGUGGCAGUUGUGGUGGCUGUAAUGGUGGUUAUGGCGUCGAGAGUAUAUUUUCAAAGAAACCCAAGAGACAACGAGUUCCAAAGAGAGGACCAGGAGUUGCAGAACUGGAGAAGAUCUUGAGAGAACAAGAAAAGAGACCUGAUUUUGACGAAGCCAAAAAUAAAGGGUUCUCUUUAGUUUCAUCACUUGCAUGUUCUUAUCAACCAAAAUCUCCAGUUCUUCCUCCACCAAAUUCUCUACCUAAAUCUGUCUCAUUUUCUCCAAAUCCUAACCAUUUUGCUCUACCAACGACAAUGUUUUACAGUAACAAUUCUAACAGUAACCCGUCACCCCUAGGAGUUGGAUCUGGAUCAGGCGUUGCUUUGCCUGCGCAUGCAUUAUUACCCACAACGUGGAAUUCUUGUGAGCGGCCUACUGUUGAGGUUUGGGAUCCUAGAUCAGCUUCUGCGGUUCAAUCUUCUACUCAUUUGUCAAAUGGAUCUAAGAAUCAAUUGUUUCCUUCUCCUAGUUUGAUGCAAAGAAGCCAGCAGUCGUCACCAUCUUCAAUUACAAAUCUUUUUCCACAUCCUAUUGUGUCAUCUUCGACAACCUCGUCUUCUACUGCACCUUCUCUUGGUAGAGAGCCCCCUUCAAACCAAACAUCACAUCAUCAAUGGACUGCUUUAUGGCCAGAGGAAGACAAGGGUCCAUUGUGCAUUUGUUUUUUGUUGGAGAAAAAGAACUCAAAAUUUUCACCUGGGAUUUUUCUUUUUGGGCAUUUGGAAAAUAUAAUGAGGAUUAUUACCAAAUUAGAGGAAGAAAGAAAUGUUUUUUCUUUAAUGACAAUGAUUAAGCUAUAUGUGCAAGUAAUGAUAGUCGGUGCAAAGAGAUCACGGCCAUUCUCCAUAGAGAUGAUCCCUCCGGUGCCGACUUUCCGUUAUCAGGUUCCUACGUUUUCACCUCAGGUGAACAGACCAGAGCCUUCACUUGCGUGUGGUAGUCGCAGCAUAAACAAUCUUGAACCGUGUGAGAGAACAUCAACAUCUAGAGAGAUGAAGCCAAGAAGUUCUUUAGAGCCCAACACCAAAAGAAGCAGUAGAACAGAUAAUGAAGCAGAAGUUGGAAGUUUCCUCUUACUUGGCUCACCAGCAACUCCAUCAUCAAUUCAGACUCAAAGAGAAUCACCCACAUUUAGUUCUUUCCCUUUUCAGGAAAGCAAUGUGGAUUCACAGCUUAGACCAGCACAAGGUGGAUGCUUUAAGAAGAAACCUCUCUAUAGCUUUUUACUUCCCAGAAAGCAAAUGAGUAUGGUGGAAACAAGCUCUGCUUCAAACAAUGAGAGAUUAGAAACAAGAGGAGAUGAACUUGAUCUCAGCCUCAGACUCUGAGUACCUGUGAUGAGAAGCUUAUAACAAAAGUUGGCAUCUGGGUUACUACUUCUUGAUGGUUGAGAUGUUGGUUCUUGUGUACAAAUGUGUGCCUUUGGAUGUAAAGGAUACAUAUACUAGAGAGUUACUUCCUUGUUGGUUGUGGCUCAAGUAAAUUCUGUGAUUUACUAUGAAAUAUGCAUAUAGAAUCAGUUUCCCUUUGUU
Manihot esculenta (cassava) is the source of this 1807-nucleotide messenger RNA. RefSeq lists its product as uncharacterized. Bases 182 to 1603 code for a protein of 473 amino acids. Gene Ontology annotation, molecular function: DNA-binding transcription factor activity. Lineage: Eukaryota; Viridiplantae; Streptophyta; Magnoliopsida; Malpighiales; Euphorbiaceae. The record is from RefSeq and is a predicted model, not a curated record. The transcript has 7 exons.